AUGUCGGAUAUUCCAAUUGAUUUCACGGAGUUGGCGCAACUCACGCUGUUGGGCAUAUCCGCUUCAUCAUUGGACUUUAAAUCAACCACAUUAGAGUCUGACCGCUACGUAUGUUGUCGUGAGCAAGGUCCUCAAGGUAACACUGUUGCUAUUGUUGAUUUGCAGAACAACAAUGAGGUUACAAGGAAAAACAUGACUGCCGAUAAUGCCAUCAUGCACCCAACUGAGAAUGUCAUUAGUUUGCGAGCUAAUGGUACCACGUUGCAGAUUUUCAAUUUAGGCACUAAGCAAAGAUUGAAAGCCCACACUAUGAACGAACCAGUGAUAUAUUGGAAAUGGCUAGAUAACAAACAUUUGGGGUUGGUCACUCAAUCACUGAUUUAUUUCUGGAACGUGUUUGAUGGUACCAAUGAUGGACCAUCGAAAUUGACAGAUAGACACCAUUCAUUGAACAAUGCACAAAUCAUCAACUUUGUUGCUGAACCAGACUUGAACUGGUUUGCAGUCACUGGUAUUGCCCAAGAAGAUGGAAGAAUUGCUGGUCACAUUCAAUUGUACUCGAAAUCAAGAAAUGUGUCCCAAGCAAUUGAAGGCCACGUUUGUAAAUUUGCUUCAAUUACUUUGAGUGGCGCUUCACACCCAACUAAAGUGUUUUGUGUUGGUAAUAAGAAUGCUCAGGGCCAAGGUAACAUGCAUAUUAUUGAAAUUGAUCAUGUUGAUGGUAACCCACCCUUUCAAAAGAAGCAAGUUGACAUCUUUUUCCCACCGGAUGCUUCAAAUGAUUUCCCAAUCAGUUUGCAAGCUUCCAACAAGUAUGGAAUCAUUUAUAUUUUGACCAAGUAUGGUUUCAUUCAUUUGUAUGACAUGGAAACUGGUGCGAACUUGUUUGUCAAUAGAAUCACUGCCGACCCAGUGUUUACAGCGACAAGCUACAAUAACGGAACUGGUAUCCUCACCGUGAACAAGUCUGGCCAAGUCUUGAGCGUUGAAGUUAGCAGAGAAAAGAUCAUACCAUAUGUAUUGGAAAAAUUGUCCAAUGUUCCCUUGGCAUUGGCCUUGUCUUCGCGUGGAGGUUUCCCAGGUGCAGAAAACUUGUUUACUCAACAAUUUCAAAAUUACCUUAACCAAGGUGACUACACCAAUGCUGCCAAAGUUGCAGCAUCUUCUGAGCAAUUGCGAACUCAAGACACCAUCAAUAAAUUGAAGCAUAUCACUCCACAACCUGGUCAAAUCUCCCCAAUAUUGCAAUAUUUUUCAACCUUGUUGGAUCGUGGAACUUUGAAUAAGUAUGAGUCUAUUGAGUUGGCCAAACCGGUAUUGCAACAAGACCGUAAACCAUUGUUUGAAAAAUGGUUAAAAGAGGACAAGUUGACUUCGUCAGAAGAGUUGGGUGAUAUCGUCAAAUCAUACAAUGACACAACUUUGGCGUUGGCUGUGUACAUUAGAGCCAAUGUCAACAUUAAAGUUGUCUCUUGUUUGGCCGAGUUGGGUCAAUUUGAUAAGAUUGUUCCAUACUGUGAAAAAGUUGGUUACAAUCCAGAUUUCACCAACUUGAUCCAAAACUUGGUGAGAGUUAACCCUGAUAAGGCUAGCGAGUUUGCCACUUCAUUAUUGGCCAGUCCUGCAACAGAUUCCAAAUUGAAUGUCGAACAGAUUGCCGAUUUGUUCUUUUCUCAGAAUUAUAUUCAGCAAGGAACUGCAUUCUUGUUGGAUGCAUUGAAAAAUGACUCACCUUCUGAGGGUCAUUUGCAAACUAAAGUGUUGGAAAUCAACUUGUUGCAUGCUCCACAAGUGGCUGAUGCAAUUUUGGGUAACCAAAUGUUCAGUCACUAUGACAAACCAACUAUUGGUAAGUUAUGUGAGAAAUCUGGUUUGUUCCAAAGAGCUUUGGAGCAUUACGAUGACCUCAAGGAUAUCAAGAGAGUUAUUGUUCAUACCAAUGUCUUACCUAGUGACUGGCUAGUUUCUUAUUUUGGUCAGUUGAAUGUCGAUCAAUCAAUCGCAUGUCUCAAGGAGUUGUUUAGCCACAACUUGCAACAAAACUUGCAAGUAAUUAUCCAAGUUGCCACCAAAUAUUCUGACUUGAUUGGUCCUCAAAAGUUGAUUAAAUUAUUUGAGGAAUACAAAUGUAGCGAAGGGUUGUAUUAUUAUUUGAGCUCAAUCGUGAAUCUUACCCAAGACUCAGAUGUUGUGUUCAAAUAUAUCCAAGCUGCUGCUAGAAUUGGCCAGACAAAGGAAAUUGAAAGAGUUGUUAGAGACAAUAAUGUUUACAAUGGUGAGAAAGUGAAAAACUUUUUGAAAGAAUUCAAAUUGGAAGAUCAAUUGCCAUUGGUGAUUGUGUGUGACAGAUUCAACUUUGUACAUGAUUUGAUCUUGUACUUGUACAAGAACCAAUACUUUAAGUUUAUUGAAGUAUAUGUCCAAUCAGUCAAUCCUUCAAACACUCCACAAGUUAUUGCUGGUUUGUUAGAUGUAGACUGUGAUGAAGCAGUUAUUAAGAACUUGUUGAUGUCAGUGCUUGGAAGAGUCCCUAUCAAGACAUUGGUUGAGGAAGUUGAAAAGAGAAACAGAUUAAAGAUUUUGUUGCCAUAUUUGGAAAAAACAUUGGAGGGUGGCUCCAAUGACCAAGAAGUUUACAAUGCGUUGGCCAAGAUCUAUAUCGACUCCAACAACUCACCAGAGAAAUUCUUGCAAGAAAACAACAACUACGAUACUUUAGUUGUUGGUAAGUAUUGUGAAAAGAGAGACCCAUACUUGGCGUACAUUUCAUAUUCAAAAGGUGGCAAUGAUGAUGAGUUGAUCAACAUUACUAAUGAAAACAAGAUGUACAAAUACCAAGCUCGUUAUUUGUUGCAAAAAUCAGAUCUUGAUUUGUGGAACAAAGUACUUGGCUCUGAUAACAUCCACAGAAGACAAUUGGUAGACCAAGUUAUCUCAACCGGUAUCCCAGAGUUGGACGACCCAGAACCAAUCUCCAUUACAGUCAAGGCGUUUAUGGAGAAUGAUUUGCCCGAAGAGUUGAUGGAGUUGCUUGAAAAAAUUAUUUUGGAACCAUCUGCAUUUAGUGAAAAUGCUUCAUUGCAAGGCUUGAUGAUCUUGACUGCAAUUAAAGCUGACUCUUCAAAGGUUUCCGGAUACAUUGAGAAGUUGGACAAGUUUGAUCCUCAAGAGAUUGCACCUUUGUGUAUCGAUAAUGGCUUAAACGAAGAAGCAUUUGAGGUGUAUGACAAGUUUGAAUUGAGAUCAGAAGCUAUGAAUGUUUUGGUUGAGAGCAUUGUUUCUUUAGACAGAGCUGAGCAAUAUGCUGAGAAAUAUGAUACACCAGAAUUGUGGUAUCAAUUGGGUACUGCUCAAUUAGAUGGUUUAAGAAUCCCUGAAGCAAUCGACUCAUACAUCAAGUCUAAGAAUCCCGAGAAUUUCGAACAAGUCAUUGAUAUUGCCGAGCAUGCAGGCAAGGAGGAAGAAUUACUUCCAUACUUGGAGAUGGCUAGAGAGACAUUGAGAGAACCUGUUAUUGAUGGUGCUAUCAUCAAUGCAUAUGCUACUUUGGAUAGAUUAAGAGACAUGGAAAGUUUUGUUGGUGGAUCAAACGUUGCUGAUUUGGAAACCAUUGGUGACAAGUUGUUUGAAGCCAAAAACUACAAGGGAGCCAAGAUUUUGUAUUCGAAUGUUUCUAAAUAUUCUAAAUUGGCAACUACUCUUGUUUACUUGGAAGAUUACCAAGGUGCAGUCGAUUGUGCUAGAAAAGCAUCAAACAUUAGUGUUUGGAAACAGGUCAAUAAUGCCUGUAUCGAGAACAAAGAAUUUAGAUUGGCUCAAAUUUGUGGUUUGAACUUGAUUGUCGAUGCUGAGGAAUUACCCGAGCUUGUAAAGACUUAUGAAUACAACGGUUAUUUCAAUGAGUUAAUUUCAUUGUUUGAAAGUGGUUUAGGUUUGGAGAGAGCACAUAUGGGUAUGUUUACCGAAUUGGCGAUCUUGUACGCCAAGUAUACACCCGAGAAAGUGAUGGAGCACUUGAAGUUGUUCUGGUCAAGAAUCAAUAUCCCCAAGGUAUUGACUGCGUGCGAAGAUGCGCACUUGUACCCAGAGUUGAUAUUUUUGUACUGUCAUUAUGAAGAGUGGGACAAUGCUGCAUUAACUAUGAUUGAAAAAUCAGAAGUUGCAUUUGACCAUUCUUCAUUCAAGGAAAUCAUCGUUAAAGCUCCAAACUUGGAAAUUUACUAUAAGGCCAUCCAAUUCUACUUGAAUGAGAAUCCAUCCUUGUUGGUUGACUUGUUGUCUGUGUUGACGCCAAAAUUGGAUUUGCCAAGAGUUGUGAGAAUGUUUAUCAAGAGUGACAACUUACCAAUGAUUAAGCCUUUCCUUAUCUCUGUUUUGGACAAAAACAAUAGUGUCGUUAACUCAGCAUACCAUGAUUUGCUUAUUGAAGAAGAAGAUUACAAGUCACUCCGCUCUUCUAUUGAGCAUGAGUCAAACAAUAGAUUUAACAAAUUAGAUCUUGCUGAAAGGUUAGAGAAACAUGAUUUGAUCUUUUUUAGACAAAUUGCCGCCACUCUUUAUGCCAAAGAGAAAAAAUACAACAAGGCCAUCUCUAUUCUCAAAGCUGAUAAGUUGUGGUCGGACUUGUUGAAAGUUGUUGCCAUUUCGAAAUCGCCAAAGAUUGCUCGUGAUAUACUCGACUAUUUUGUUGAAACUGGUAACCACGAAUGUUUUGUUGCUCUUUUGUACACCUCAUACGAAUACAUCUCUCACGACUAUGUGAUGGAAGUAUCAUGGUUACACAACUUGAGCAAUUUCAUUAAGCCAUACGAGAUUUCCAUCGCUUAUGAGAACCAAAAGAAGUUGAAUGAGUUGUAUGUUGAUUUGAAAAAGAGACAAGAUGCUGAAAAAGGUGACGAGGAGUCGAGCAAAAAUGGACAAGCUCCAUUGAUGCUUACCAACGGGCCAAUGAGUUUCCAAAAUACAGGACUUCUGUCUGCACCAUCCUUGGGUUUCCAACCAACUGGAACAGGAUUUGGUAACGCAUUUUAG
Molecule: messenger RNA, 5031 nt
Organism: Lodderomyces elongisporus
Lineage: Eukaryota; Fungi; Ascomycota; Pichiomycetes; Serinales; Debaryomycetaceae
Gene: CHC1
Product: clathrin heavy chain
Exons: 1
Coding region: 1-5031 (1676 amino acids)
Biological process (GO): receptor-mediated endocytosis; Golgi to endosome transport; intracellular protein transport
Cellular component (GO): clathrin complex; clathrin coat of coated pit; actin cortical patch
Molecular function (GO): clathrin light chain binding; structural molecule activity
Source: RefSeq, a predicted model, not a curated record